Molecule: messenger RNA, 1218 nt
Organism: Vitis riparia (riverbank grape)
Lineage: Eukaryota; Viridiplantae; Streptophyta; Magnoliopsida; Vitales; Vitaceae
Product: tetraspanin-8-like
Exons: 2
Coding region: 180-998 (272 amino acids)
Biological process (GO): auxin-activated signaling pathway
Cellular component (GO): plasma membrane; plasmodesma
Source: RefSeq, a predicted model, not a curated record
AAUCUUCUUAGACGCAACGCCUACUCCUUCAUCCGACUCAACGCUCUCUCAGCCGCUCAAACAUAUAUACCGCACCCCUGUCCGAUUCCUCAUCAUCAAUUUCUGAAAUUCUCACCAUCUUCCCCAUCUCUUUUGUGGUUUUUGUUUUAGAAGCAAGUUGAUUUCACAGUGUUCAGAAAAUGUUCAGACUGAGUAACAACCUUGUUGGCAUCCUCAACUUCAUCACCUUCCUGCUCUCAGUCCCUAUCUUGGGAGCGGGAAUAUGGCUGAGCCACCGAGCCAGCACCGACUGCGAGAAGUUUUUGGAGAAGCCCGUGAUAGCGCUUGGUGUGUUUCUCAUGGUGGUGUCACUGGCGGGGCUGAUCGGGGCCUGUUGCAGAGUGUCGUGGCUUCUCUGGGUCUACCUACUGGUGAUGUUUCUCUUGAUCGUGCUUCUCUUCUGCUUCACCAUCUUCGCCUUUGUGGUCACUAACAAGGGUGCCGGAGAGGUUUUGUCUGGGAAGGGGUAUAAGGAGUAUAGGCUCGGGGAUUACUCCAAUUGGCUGCAAAAGAGGGUUAACAACACCAAGAACUGGAACAGGAUCAAGAGCUGUUUGCAGGAUGGCAAGGUGUGUCAGAGCUUGAGCCAGGACAAGGUUGGCGAAACUGUUCAGCAGUUUUAUGCGGAGCAGUUGUCUCCCAUUCAGUCUGGUUGCUGUAAGCCAUCAAAUGAUUGUGGUUUCACCUAUGUCACUCCGACUAAUUGGACCUCGACGAACGCGGCUACAUACACCAACUCUGACUGUUCUUUGUGGAAUAAUGACCCUAGCAUUCUGUGCUACAAUUGCCAGGCGUGCAAAGCCGGAGUGCUGGACAAUCUGAAGCGUGAUUGGAAGAAGGUUGCCAUUAUCAACAUUAUAUUCCUUGUUUUCCUCAUUAUUGUAUACUCCAUUGGAUGCUGUGCAUUCAGGAACAACAGAGAGGACAAUGCUCAACCCAGAUGGAAGCCAUACCCUUGAGAUCAUUUCCAAUAGGCUGGAUUGGAUAUUAGUGAGGAGAGUUGUAGAGGGCUCCUACCUCUUAUUGUAUGAAUUCAGUAUUACAACCGUUGCAUUAGCAUUUGGUUCUUUUCUCUUGUAUAGCUUUCUGUGUAUGCUUGACAUUUCAUGUGACAUCGGAGCUAUGGUUCUUAUGUAGUUGGGGCUUGUUAUAUUUUGGUUGCAGCAAGUUUGAUGAUUC